This is a messenger RNA of Calypte anna (Anna's hummingbird), 796 nucleotides long. It is a transcript of the gene ANAPC13, whose product is annotated as anaphase promoting complex subunit 13. Gene Ontology annotation, cellular component: anaphase-promoting complex. The coding region runs from base 233 to 457 and encodes 74 amino acids. Gene Ontology annotation, biological process: protein K11-linked ubiquitination. The transcript is spliced from 3 exons. NCBI's taxonomy places the organism in Eukaryota, Metazoa, Chordata, Aves, Apodiformes, Trochilidae. The record is from RefSeq and is a predicted model, not a curated record.
GGGGCUGAGCAGCCAUGAGGCUCCUCCUGGGUGUCCCCGUGUACCCCGGCAGCCUCAGCGCCUCACAGCCCGGGCACGGCCGUUCCCGCCGGGCUCGGGCGGCUGCUGCAGCCCCCUCCCACCCCGAGGGGCCCAGCGUGGUUGGGGUGGAAGUGAGGCGGUAACCUCCAGCCCGGGGCGAUAGCACCCCGGGGCGAGUUCGGAGAUUUAGCUGUACUGGCCUGCUACCACGAUGGACAGCGAGGUGCAAAGGGACGGCAGAAUCCUGGAUCUGAUUGAUGAUGCGUGGAGGGAGGAUAAAUUGCCAUAUGAGGAUGUGGCUAUCCCUCUGAAUGAGCUUCCUGAACCAGAGCAAGACAAUGGUGGCACAACUGAGUCUGUGAAAGAGCAAGAAAUGAAGUGGACAGACCUGGCUCUCCAGUAUCUCCAUGAAAAUGUUCCACCCACAGGAAACUAGGUGAAAUCAGUGAGAUUUCAUGCACAGAUGCAUGAAAAAAUGCAGUAUGAAAAAUAUCUUUCAGCAGAUCAUCUCUGUCAUAAGCUUCUCUAAGGAGGAGACAAUGUUCCUGAAAGACAAUGGUGAAACAAUGGCUCUACUCACAGUGACCAAACAACUUAAAAUGCUUCUGUGAUGAGUGUGAAGUAACAAUGGCUAUCUUGAUACCUUGGAGUUAACAGCAGGAUGCUUCUCUUAUAUAAAAUUGUUUUGUAUCUUCUGUUACAGUGUUCUUAAGAAUGUGCCAAUUCUGAUCUUAAAUGUUUUCUACCCGUGAUAAAAGUAAUUGUUUUAACUGUC